Molecule: messenger RNA, 1263 nt
Organism: Anoplophora glabripennis (Asian longhorned beetle)
Lineage: Eukaryota; Metazoa; Arthropoda; Insecta; Coleoptera; Cerambycidae
Product: malectin
Exons: 2
Coding region: 132-950 (272 amino acids)
Cellular component (GO): membrane
Molecular function (GO): carbohydrate binding
Source: RefSeq, a predicted model, not a curated record
UACCUGUCUACGUCAAUAACAUUUCUAACCUAAAAUAAGCAUUCUUGUUAUUAUCUUAAUAAAACCAGUUAAAUGAGCCGGUGAUAAGCAAUUUACCACAUUUGAUACCUCGCCAUUACUUAAAUCUCAAAAUGAUAUUGAGAAAAUCUAGAAAUAGAAUCAAUCUACAUUUAUAUUGCUUGUUAAGUUUGUUAUUACUAUUAGCAGCUGAAGUCAAAUGUGGUGGACAACUAAUAUAUGCGAUAAAUUGUGGAGGAGAAGCGCACUUGGACGCUUACGGAAUAAGGUAUGAAAGAGAUCCACUACAUGGAAGAAUUGGCAUUGCCUCUGACUAUGGCAAAAGAUUACUUAUCGGCAGAGUGCCUCCAAACGAUUAUAUAUUAUAUCAGACAGAAAGAUAUCAUACGAAUACCUUUGGCUAUGAUGUUCCUGUCAAUUCCGAUGGCGAUUAUGUUCUUGUUUUGAAAUUUUGUGAAGUUUAUUUUAAUGCGCCAGAUCAGAAAGUGUUCGAUGUAGUUCUUAAUGGGGACCAUACGAUAGUUUCCGAUUUGGAUAUAUUUGAAAAGGUUGGAAGAGGGGUUGCGCACGAUGAGUAUGUUCCAUUUAGGAUAUCCAAAGGUCGUUUAUUUGUUAAUGGGGAAGAAUCGGACAUAAAAGGUGGUCGAAUUCGUGUGGAGUUCAUCAAGGGUUACAAAGACAACCCCAAAAUCAAUGCAAUGUAUGUUAUAAAGGGUAAUAUGGAGGACGUACCAAAACUGCCACCUAUCCCUAUGGAGCCCAGUCCUGUAGAGCAGGCUAAAGAGGAACCAGAGGUCAUUCCCAAAUCGAGAAGACCGAGUGGCCCUAAACAACCUGAUCCAUAUUCCAUGGACGAUUCCUCACUCAUGUUACCUAUUUUUAUAGCUAUUGGAGCGUUCAUUCCUUUACUGUUUUGUUUAUGCAAAUUGUGAUGAAAUUUUAGGUAAUAAGUUGAGGUGUACCUAUGAUAGUUUUUAUAAUUUUUCAAGCUAAAUUCAGUGGGUUAAUGGCAUAUUUCAAUGCACAAAGUUGGAAAUGGUUAGUGAAAUCUGUAGUUAAUUUACAGUAUUAUCGUUUUUGAGAGAGACGUACUUAUUGUUUUAUUAAUUUAAUUGUAUUUACCUAAGUGGCGUUCGAUAGGUUGCAUAGUGAUUUUUUACUAAGAGUUUUAAUUUGUUGUUGAGGAAACUUAGAUAAAUUAUUAAGAAAAGACUUUUUAAGAAUAAAUAAAUGAUUUAUUUAUUA